Opisthorchis viverrini is the source of this 4892-nucleotide messenger RNA. RefSeq lists its product as hypothetical. Lineage: Eukaryota; Metazoa; Platyhelminthes; Trematoda; Opisthorchiida; Opisthorchiidae. Gene Ontology annotation, cellular component: cytosol. Gene Ontology annotation, molecular function: 5-diphosphoinositol pentakisphosphate 1-kinase activity; diphosphoinositol pentakisphosphate kinase activity; inositol hexakisphosphate kinase activity. The transcript has 13 exons. Bases 27 to 4892 code for a protein of 1621 amino acids. The record is from RefSeq and is a predicted model, not a curated record. Gene Ontology annotation, biological process: inositol phosphate biosynthetic process; inositol metabolic process.
ACGAUCUGGAAUCACAAUACAUAUUAAUGGAUCGACGGCUUGUUUACGAGUGCUUGAAACGCGAGGGUGUUCCUGUCCCCAGAUAUGCAUGCGUUUCCAGGCGGCCCGGAAGCCCUCCUGUCAAUGUUGUGGAAAGUGAUGAUUCCAUCGAGAUUGACGGACAGGUUUUCCACAAACCUUUUGUGGAAAAACCACUGAAUGCUGAGGACCACAAUGUUUACAUAUACUUCCCUAGUACGGCCGGGGGAGGAAGUCAACGUUUGUUUCGAAAGGUGGGAAAUCUGAGCAGCAAGUACUUUCCUCACAGCACAAUCCGUACCAAUGGCUCAUACAUGUAUGAGGAAUUCAUGCCUACUGAUGGAACCGAUGUCAAAAUCUAUACCGUGGCCGAUGACUACGCACACGCUGAAGCGCGCAAGUCCCCAGCCCUGGAUGGUAAAGUCGAACGGGAUCACGAGGGGAAGGAAGUACGGUACCCUGUCAUUUUAACUCCGAGAGAGAAAAUCAUUGCCAAAAAAGUUGCCAAGGCCGUUCAGCAGCAGAUUUGCGGUUUUGAUCUGUUGCGUGCGAACGGGAUGUCAUAUGUCUGUGAUGUCAACGGGUUUUCGUUCGUGAAGUCUUCAAAAAAGUACUACGAUGACUGUAGCCACAUUCUAGGAGUGCUGAUCACCCGGAAACUUGCCCCACAAUUAUGUGUUCCAGCGUACCUACCGCCGGGUACCGAUGUGGAUACUCCGCUUGUUCCGACUACUUGCGGGACAAUCAUGGAGUUGCGAUGCGUCAUCGCAGUUAUUCGUCAUGGAGAUCGUACACCGAAACAAAAAAUGAAAAUGGAAGUCAGACAUGAGAAAUUUUUUGGUUUGUUCUUCAAAUACGCGGGCGAAUACGCCAACGAACUGAAAUUGAAGCGUCCAACACAACUGCAGGAGGUUCUAGAUAUUGUCCGCUGCAUACUAAAGGAAAUCGAGAAUCCCCAGGAUGUCGACCCUCAGCUACUAAAGAAUAAACCGAAAUUCGAACAACUGAAGUAUGUUUUGGAAAUGUACGGUUCGUUCAGUGGCAUCAACAGAAAGAUUCAGCUUAAGUACCAUCCACGCGGAUUCAACAAGACAGGAAAAGUUGGAAUCAACGAUACCACCGAUGCAUGUGAGCCGAAAUCAUGUCUACUUCUCGUGGUCAAAUGGGGUGGCGAGCUCACCGCAGCCGGAAAACAACAAGCCGAACGGUUGGGGCGAGCAUUCCGUUGUAUAUAUCCGGGGGGCGACGGACAUUAUGGGAAGGAUCCAGGGUUGGGUUUGUUACGACUGCACAGCACAUAUCGGCAUGACUUGAAGAUCUAUGCGUCCGAUGAAGGCCGUGUUCAAAUGACAGCAGCGGCGUUCGCAAAAGGAUUUUUGGCUUUGGAAGGCGAAUUGCCUCCUAUUUUGGUGCAAAUGGUCAAGUCGGCCAAUACAAAUGGCUUAUUAGAUAAUGAUAACGAUUGUCGUCACUACCAGCACAUGGUGAAACGCCGAAUAAAGGAUGUCAUGUCCAAAUUUACAGACUUCACCGAAGAGGAUAUUGAGGCCUUGGUCCCAACAGGUGCAAAGUCGUUGGUCAAUGCCAUGCGUUACGUGGGUAAUCCGCGUGCUGCCUGUGACCGUCUACUGGCGUAUGUGAAAAAACUGGGUGCACGUCUUCUGACCUUGGCCACUUGUCGUGAAAGCCGAAACUCCAUCAGUUUGUACCAAGGCGAAAGCUGGGAACUCUUGUUGCGACGUUGGGGCAAAUUGUGGAAGGAUUUUCGUGGUACUGGAGAAGAAUAUGACUUGUCUAAAAUAUCUGAUAUUUACGACAACAUCAAAUAUGACUUACAACACAAUCCGGCCAUUUUGGUUGAAUCAGAAGCCCAGGACUUCUUCAUGUGUGCCAAAUCUUUGGCUGAUAUCGUUGUCCCGCAGGAAUACGGUAUCACCAAAGAGGAAAAGCUGGUUAUCGGUCAGCGCAUUUGUACUCCACUAAUGCGGAAAAUCCUAUCUGAUGCGCGUUACACGGACGUGGAUGAAUGCACGCGUUUGCACGCUGGACAUCGCCCGAAUAAUGGUUCCCCGUGUCCUGAUUGCUACUCUAAGGGUGUUGCCUCUCCCGAACGAUUCGUCCGAACUCGUCUUUACUUCACCAGUGAAAGCCAUCUGCAUUCUCUGCUAACCUGUUUGAGGUAUGGUGAAUUGACCGACAUAUGUACGGAUGAACAGUGGCGUCGGGCUAUGGACUAUGUGGCUUCUGUGUCGGAAAUCAACUAUUUAGCUCAGAUUGUCAUUAUGAUUUAUGAAGACCCAACGGUGGAGCCAAAAACUGAGCAGCGCUUCCAUGUGGAGCUCCACUUCAGUCCCGGUGCUUUCGCUCUUUGUCACGAUCAACUCGAAGGAAGUGGAUUCAGACCUGGGAAGUUGGAGCGUUUGAAUUCACAAGCUAGCAUGGUAAGCAGUGCAACUUCAUUGGGUAAAGGCAGUUGUGAUUCUGCGCAUGCACAUUCCUUCCGUCCGAAGGACCGAGAUUCCCUUUCAUCUUGCCCGGUGACACCUGGAACGCCUUCUGCGAGCAAUUGUACGUCGGGCAGUCAGCUGGAUCGAACCUCUGGUCCGGUUACCCAUUACUGCUCCCAUGCAACAUGUCCUGCCAGGCACUCCUUCUUUCCGUCACAGUGCACGGCAGACGCUGGACAAGAACAAGUUGGGUUCGAUGCGUUGAAGAAAAGAUCCGGAUCGAAGUCUCCAAUGCCGUCUGAGUUGAAGACAAUACAUGAAUAUCAGACGGUUGUCGAACGGCUACAAAAUUUAAAGUUUUGGAGGGAGUCUGUGGCAGUCGCCUCUACCGGCUGCACAACGGGUAGCGCGAGUGAUGUAUUUGAAGAUGAAGAAGUGGGGCUGUGUGAAGAAAAACAGGCAGAAGAAACUUCAGCCACAGGGAAGCCACACGCAUCAAGUACUGUGGAUGGUACCCAUCCAUCAUCUGAGGGCGUUUCUGUCUCGCAUUUACCAAGAAUAAAGCGUAAAGAUGUUUCAGAGCUCUUGACUACGGAUCACCAGCCAGAAGCCGCGCAGCCAGUCAUUGUAUCCAUAAAUAAUGCCGCAGCGCCGAUCAAAAGCAUUGGGAUUGGUAGAUUUGUAAUCACUCGUCCGGUUACGGAUCACGAACUAAAGCUCAAUUCCACUCACACUAAAUCCGCUGUAGCACUAGCUUCAGACACCGAAGAACCGCGAGAUGCCCACAUUGCUCCGCUCACUGCUUCUGGUGGUGGACUCAAUGUGUCUGUUCCAAGGGAUCAUUUUCCCCGAUCAAAAUUAUCUAACGCCCACACUUCAGGUCGAUCGGCUAUUUCCUGUUCACCUGAAUGCUGUCGUUAUCAAACUAGUGUGGAAAUAACGCCACCGGAAUCGGUUCAUUCUCCAGAGCAGUCGAGUAAUGUUUCCACUUCCAAACACACCGCUAGCCAUUCUCAACUGGGGAGGAAUUGUUCGCCUAAUCAAGCCAUUAGUUCGGAUUCCGCCGCCUCGUUAGCGAAAGUUCAAUCCGGUCCUCUAUCUAAAUGGUUAUCGGAGCAAGCUGAGCUGGUGAACGGAGAACGAAGUUCAACGAGGUCAAUGUUGAAUGGUGAAUUGCUUCGCCGACGUCACCCUCCUUUCCGCAAUCGUUCGCAACCACGUCCUGUUAUAAACUUUCCGUUGAUAGCCGAUAAUGACGUGGGUGUUAAUCCAACUGGGUAUUUGUUGCUAUUCCUGUCAUUGAUAUUGGAUGUAUUCUCCUUAGAUUCAACUGUGGAUGACCUCUCUCUCGUCCCGGUUCAUCCUCAUCUACGGAUACGGCACCACAGUACUGGGUCCAUCUGUCCCCAAAUGCGUGUUCUGGCCCUUAGCGCAGACUCUGUUCCCUCACAGUUGGCACGUCUGGCCUCCAGGCACGACUAUUCUGUUACUCCAGCCUCUGCGGCAAACAUCACUCAGGCAGAUUCUGAUCUGGAUCGUGUGCCAAGCUUGCCGGAUAUACAAAAACCUCGGAUAUCUUCGGUUUCUGGAACAACGAUGUGUGACGCUAUGAUGACGUAUGCCGGCGUAUUAAACGAUAGAAUGGAAGACGAUGCCCUGACCAACCAGGCCCUAAAUGCAAUGACGUAUCCAAGUCACCAGGCAUCGUAUAAUGCUGACUUAGAAAGGCUUAUUCGAGCUGUGGCUCUUGGAGCUCCAGUUGCCCGACCUUUCGGGCGCAGUCUUAUUAGCACCGCUGUGAUCCGGGGAUCCAAAGAUGAAGGCCAGGCAUCUAGCAGUGUACCAGACAUAAAACGCCUAAUGGAUGACUCUGCUAUUGCUCCUCCAACACUAACUCCUGGAAGUUCGAAAGACUUUCUUGUACCAACUGCGCCUUCUGUGCCUGAAGUCUACCCGCUUGAAACACUCCACAAUGCCCUGACUUUGAGUCAACUGGAAGCAUUUUUCGCCCGACUUACCACGCACACAUUUCCCACGCCAUUCACAUCACCUCGACACCCAUCAACUCCGAUCAGUUAUUACGACCAACAUUCGCUUUACCAAUACCACGACUCCGGAGGAAGCCUUUUCUCGUCAUUCCCUCACAGCACCACUCCACAACAGCUACUUUCUGUUGAUGACGCACGCAGUAAUCAACAAAUAUGCCGAGGUUCUGUUGGUUUUGAACUCGGCCGUGCAGAUCAAUCUAAUGUCCAUGCGGAUUCUGACUUUCAUUUUGUUAAGCUUCAAAAAUCUUCCAUGUCCACAUCGGUCGACUCUGAUGUGGCGGCGGAUACCACGUGGCAGUUGGAAGAUUUGAAAGUAAGGAAUCUUUUUCACGGUGUUUUGAGUCUGCGUUGCUGGUCUACUAUCGUAGUCUGUGUGUAA